This is a messenger RNA of Bursaphelenchus okinawaensis, 1446 nucleotides long. The record is from the annotation of a GenBank genome assembly. Lineage: Eukaryota; Metazoa; Nematoda; Chromadorea; Rhabditida; Aphelenchoididae.
AUGAGUAAUUCUAAACAAUUCAAGAACAUUUAAACUGUAAAACGUAUUUCGUCUAUCAGUAUUCACUGUAAUAUAGUAUUAAAACAUGAAAAUUUUUAAAAUAUGGACAUAUAUUAAAGUAUUUUUGGUAACUCUAGUCUCCGUAGCAUUGUUUAACGAGUACUUUAUUUAUUAUCUUUGGUUUUCAAAGUGUUCUUGGCCCGUGACGGACAAAACUAAAGCGUUGAUAUUAGCUGAUGUUCAUCUCCUUGGUAUCUAUCGUGGUCAUUGGUUAGAUAAACUAAGACGGUAAGGUUAACAUAAUAUGUAUAUUGUUGUUUAGAGAAUGGCAGAUGUACAGGUCUUUCCAAACUGCAGUUGGAAUGUUCAACCCAGAUGUUGUGUUUAUAUUAGGUUCGUUUAAACAGUAUUAAACAUUUUAGAAAUACUUGUCCAUCAACGUUUUACCGAAUUCUUUGUUGUAGGAGAUCUGUUUGAUGAAGGAGAAUUCGGAUCGGAUGCAGUGUUCAACAGCUAUGUCGAUCGCUUCAGAUCCUUGUUCUACGUGCCGGGAGGCACUAAGUUAUUCACUGUUCCGGGUAACCAUGACAUUGGCUUCCAUUACUCGUGAGUUUUAUGUUUUACAAGUUAUUGAUGUUUAGAGCUCGACCACAAAACGUGAAUCGCUACAUAAAGGCGUUUGGGAAUGAAAAAGGUGUAGAACAUGUUGAAGUUGACGGUAAUCACUUCAUCUUGAUCAACUCUGUUGCUAUGGAAGGAGACGGGUGUCGAUUCUGUGAAACUGCUACAAAUGAGUUGAACGAGGUAUCAGAUAUGUUGAACUGCAGUAUGAGACGGAAUUCGAGUUGUACCACGAAGACAAUGACACCGUACAGUCGGCCGAUACUCAUGCAACAUUAUCCUUUGUAUCGGUGAGCUGAAUUAAACUUUUUUGCUUACAUAAGUAAUAUAGAAGACGGGACAUUUAACUGUGUAAAGUACAGUAGUGGUUUUUAUAUCACCUUGUUAUCUUCCAGGACAAGCGAUCAAGAAUGUUCUCCAGAAACUCCUGACUUAGGGCCUCAAGAUGUAGUUUCGGAAAAGUUCCGUGAGCGAUGGGACUGUUUGUCAUCGGAAGCGACCAAGUUUCUUUUGGAGAAGUUCCGACCUCGUGCAGCCUUCUCAGGUCACGUUCACUUCGGGUGCAAGAAAUGGUGGGGAGCACCGUACAACCUCUGGGAGUUUACAGUACCUUCUUUUUCGUGGCGAAACCUGAAAACGCCCAGUUUUAUACUGGCAAGUAUUUCCAGUGAUUCUCUGGAUGUGUCUACCUGUUUUGUGCCUAAUGAACACUACACGUAUAUUGUAUAUGGUUUGGCUGGUGUCUUUUUCAUAGUUUACGUAUUGGCUUGUGAGCUGAAUAAUUUUAGAAGGUUUAGAGAGCCAAAGUAUAGAAAGCUAAAUUAG